Molecule: messenger RNA, 2321 nt
Organism: Thamnophis sirtalis
Lineage: Eukaryota; Metazoa; Chordata; Lepidosauria; Squamata; Natricidae
Source: RefSeq, a predicted model, not a curated record
ACAAGAUAGCCAUACCGAGUGCAUUGCCUAAUGUAUCUGAACAAAAGGAACAAAGCAAAUGGGAGAAAUACCACAACACAACUGGUUGUGAUUUGAGAUCUCAAAAUAGCAACAAAGUGGCCAUGGCUUCUGAUAUCAAAGCUGAGAGUUUUUUAGGAAUGUCAUUAGAAUACAGAAGAGAGAAUCAGGGUAAUGUCAUCCAUAAAAGCUCUCUGGACUCUGAGCAUCUGGAGACAAUAAAAAGCAUGCUUUGUAAACAGCGGCAAAACUUUAUCAGUCAAGAUUCUGUUUCAGAAAGAAAGAAACUUUCCCUGCACUUAAAUCAACACUUUUGCACUGCAGAAAUUCUAAGUGAGUUAGGUCACCUGAAUUUCCCAAAUAUUACCAGUGAUAGCAAGGACACUUCUGAACUGUAUUUCCCUAGGGCAGAUAUGGUAAAGAAUACUAAUGUACCUAAACGACAACAACACAUCCCAGUUGAAUUUCAGUCUCCAGCACAUUAUAAGAAUGUUUUUAUUACUGCAUUGAUAGAACAUUUAAACAUAUUAUUAUUUGAACUAUCAAAAAACCUACAUAAAGCUCUUGGGAAAGUAGACAUAUCUUUCUAUUCAUCGGUGAAAGAAGGGCAACAAGAGAAUACUGCGCCUCUCUGCAGCCACAAAAUAGCAGCAAAGCUUGUUAUGGUUAGAAAAGAAGGCCGAAAUAAGGGUCGUCUGUUCUAUUCUUGUGACGCAGCUAAAGCAGAUCGAUGUAAUUUUUUUAAGUGGCUUGAAGAUGUAAAACCUGUACAGAUGGAGAGUAAACCUAGUAUUAUACUUCAUGAUAUAAAGAGUAUUGGAACUUACCUCAGAUGUCAAAGAAUUUCUAUCUAUGAAGAAUGCCAACUUCUAGUAAGGAAAAUGUUUGAUACCCAAAGAAAACAAUUUGGUAAGAUGAAGACAUGUAAUAUUGCAAAGGCUAGCUUUGACUGUGAUUCUAAGAGGAAAUUAUUUCUUAAACUGAAUCGGAAGGAACAUUCCUCUGCAUAUAGCAAAGAUGAUCUUUGGGUCGUUUCCAAGACUUUGACAUUUGAACCCUUGGACACUUUCAUUGCAUAUAGUGUUUUUUUUGGACCAUCCUCUAAUAAUGAAGUGCAGUUGGAGCCUCUUAAUGGUUAUAGCCCAUCAAAUUGGUGCUCAGAUAUGAUUGUUCAUGCCUUGUUUGUGUGUAACGCUAGCACAGAACUCACAAAUUUGAGAAAUAUACAGGAAAAUGUCAGUUCAAUCACUUUGCCAAUCAUGCAACAUCUACUUACAAAGGGUUUCAAAGAAUUAUUUCCAAAAACCAAAGAAAGAAAACAAAAGUUUAAACCACCAGCACUAAAUACAAAUGCAAUAAAAUCUGAAGCUUUCAGCCCAGAAAUAGUUAUAAAUCUUGCUGAUAAAAUUAUUCAAGCUUUCCAGCUAAAUAAAGAUCAAGCCACAGCAAUGAUGAAGAUCGGUGCCAUGAUGACAUCUCAAAAAAUAAACACAGAAACAGGGAAGCAUCCAACGUUUCCAAUAACAAUAAUACAUGGUGUGUUUGGAUCCGGAAAAAGUUUAUUGCUGGCUAUUGUGAUUUUAUUCCUGGCACAAAUAUUUGAAAUCCACGAAGCAGCUAAUGGCAAACGGUCAGUGCCAUGGAAAAUAUUGGUUUCUUCUUCCACCAAUGUUGCUGUAGACAGAAUACUACUGAGAAUAAUUCAUAUUUUGCAGAUUUCUGAAUCAGGCAGGAUCAGUAUCAGUAUCUGCAUUGACUCAGGAUAUGCACCUAUAUUACUUAGAACACAGUAUCGUUGUCACCCUGUUAUUGCUGCUCUAACUAAUGAGCUAUUUUAUGAAGGAAUUCUGUUGAAUGGAAUUUCUGAAACAGACCGAAGUCCUCUCCUGGACUGGCUACCAACACUGUGUUUUUAUAAUGUUAAUGGGUCAGAACAAACUGUCCAGGUGUCUACAGUGGAUGCUUUUCAGGGAGCAGAGAAAGAAAUAAUUGUUUUAUCUUGUGUAAGGACAAGACAAGUUGGCUUCAUAGAUUCAGAAAAGAGAGUGAAUGUGGCUCUCACUAGAGGAAAAAGACAUUUAUUGAUAGUAGGAAAUCUAAACUGUUUAAGAAAGAACAAAUUAUGGGGAAGUGUUAUUCAGCAUUGCACAGGGAGAGAAAAUGGAUUACAACAUGCUAACCAAUGUGAGCAACAACUGAAUGAUAUUGUUAAAUCUUAUUUCAAGAGAAAGAUGGAAGAAGAAGCCAUCAUGAAAAAGAAAAAAUCUAAAAAUGAAUCCGUUUCUCAAAAAACAAACUCAUAA